AUGCUAGGGCGAUUUCAACUCUUCUCCUUGGCCCAGUGUUUCAGACUUGGAUUUGGAGCCUGCUGCUAUCCAAACCAAAAAUUUCCUGCUCAGACCAUCAGGCCUCCUGACCUCAGGUCCCUAGGCCAAGCAGUUUCCCAGAACUUUAAUUUUGCAAAGGAUGUGCUGGAUCAGUGGUCCCAGCUGGAAAAGGACGGACUCAGGGAGCCUUACCCCGCCCUCUGGGAAGUUAGUGCCAAAGGAGAAGAGGACAAAUGGAGCUCUGAAAGGAUGACUCAACUCUCCAAGAAGACUGCCAGCAUCCUCUCAGAUACCUGUGCCCUUAGCCACGGAGACCGGCUGAUGAUAAUCCUGCCCCCAACACCUGAAGCCUACUGGAUCUGCCUGGCCUGUGUGCACCUUGGAAUCACCUUUCAGGAAUCACCUUUGAGCCCCAAGCUGACUGCCAAGAAAAUUCGCUAUCAAUUACACAUGUCUAAAGCCCAAUGCAUUGUGGCCAAUGAAGCUAUGGCCCCAGUUGUAAACUCUGCCAUGUCCGACUGCCCCACCUUGAAGACCAAGGUCCUAGUGUCAGAUAAGAGCUAUGAUGGGUGGUUGGAUUUCAAGAAGUUGAUUCAAGUUGCCCCUCCAAAGCAGACCUGCGUGAGGACCAAGAGCCAAGAUCUAAUGGCCAUAUUCUUCACCGAAGGGACAACAGGAGCUCCCAAAAUGGCUGAGUAUUCCCAGUAUGGUUUGGGAAUGGGAUUCAGCCAGACUUCCAGACAAUGGAUGGAUCUACAGCUGACAGAUGUUUUGUGGAGUCUGGGUGAUGCCUUUGGUGGAUCUUUAUCUCUGAGCAAUGUCUUGGAAGCUUGGCUCCAAGGAGCCUGUCUGUUUCUGUGUCGCAUGCCAACCUUCUGCCCUGAGACUGUUCUAAAUGUCCUGUCCAGAUUUCCCAUCACCACUCUAUCUGCAAAUCCAGAGAUGUACCACAAACUGCUUCAGCACAAAUGCCUCUCCAGCUACAGAUUCAAGAGUCUGAAGCAUUAUGUGGCUGCAGGAGGAUGCACCAGCCCUGGGGUGAUUAAGGACUGGAAACGCACCACUAAGUUGAACAUCUAUGAAGGCUAUGGGCAGACAGAAACUGGUCUACUCUGUGCCACUUCCAAAAUAAUAAAAUUGAAGCCAGGCUCUCUGGGGAAGCCAUUGCCACCUUAUAUUGUCCAGAUUGUGGAUGAAAACUUAAAUAUCUUGCCCUUAGGGAAUAUUGCAAUACGCAUAAAACAAAACCAACCUGCUUCUCUGUACUGUCCACACAUGGUGAGCUGGGAGGAAUAUGCUUCAGCAAGAGGCCACAUGCUUUACCUCACAGGUGGCAGAGGGAUCAUGGAUGAAGACAGCUACUUCUGGCUGUCUGGUAGAGCUGAUGAUGUUGCCAAUCCAUUGGGUCAGAGGUUGUGAAUGCUGUGGUUAUUGCUAUUGAGCCUGGGGCUGUGGGAAUUUGGAGAAGACUCUGGACUGCU
Cebus imitator (Panamanian white-faced capuchin) is the source of this 1502-nucleotide messenger RNA. It is a transcript of the gene ACSM6, whose product is annotated as acyl-CoA synthetase medium chain family member 6. NCBI's taxonomy places the organism in Eukaryota, Metazoa, Chordata, Mammalia, Primates, Cebidae. Gene Ontology annotation, molecular function: fatty-acyl-CoA synthase activity; fatty acid ligase activity. Gene Ontology annotation, cellular component: mitochondrial matrix. Gene Ontology annotation, biological process: fatty acid biosynthetic process; acyl-CoA metabolic process. The record is from RefSeq and is a predicted model, not a curated record.